GUGUUUUAUUUCUUUCUUUAUAAUUUGUAUUUAUUUGCAUAGAUAUAUAAAAGUGAAAUGGUUUGUUUGCUCUUUUAAUAUUUGUAUAUUAAUUUAUUUCACUGACAAUGAAUGGCAGAAAAAUGAAUCAGAAUCAGAAUCAGGUUUAUUGGCCGUGUGUUUAUGUUGACACACACAAGGAAUUUAGUUCCAGCUGUUUGUGACUCUCAAAAGUACAGACAUAAAUAACAUUAUACUAUACAAGACAAGAUAAUACAGAUGAUGCAAGAAAAUGCAGACAAUGUGAUACAACAUAGACAGUAAGUACAGCAGUGAGCAUUGGGUGAAACCUGAACACAAUCUGAAAUUUACAAACUUAUCUGAGUUAAACAGACUAAUCAGUAAAACCUCAUACUAUUACAUGUGUGGACUGAAUGAUGUUACUGUAAAGGUUAAAAACACAGGAGGAAGUAAAUGGCUGAAUCUUUAUCACAAACAAAAGGCAGAAAAACGAGGAGCAUGGAAGAGCCAGAAUCAUUUUCUCAUGAUUUCAGCAGUCUCCUGUCUGAAGAUCUGCUGCUGUGUCCGAUCUGUGUGUAUGUGUUAACUGAUCCAGUCACCACUCCAUGUGGACACAACUUCUGUAACAGCUGCCUUACAUGGUGCUGGGACAAGAGUCAACACUGUCUCUGUCCAUUAUGUAAUCAGAAAUUCAACAAGAGACCUGAACUGAAGAUUAAUACAACACUGAGAGAGGUUGCAGAUUACUUCAAGAAGAAAAGAGAACUGAAGAGGAUUCAGCAGUAUGCAGUGGAUGUGACUCUGGAUCCUGAUACAGCUCAUCCUGAUCUCAUCCUGUCUGCUGAUGGAAAACAAGUGACAUAUGGAGACACACAACAGAAUCUCCCUGAUACACAACAGAGGCUUAAUCCAUGUAUCUGUGUUCUGGGAAAGCAGAGUUUCUCCUCAGGGAGAUUUUAUUAUGAGGUGCAGGUCAGAGGGAAAACUGAAUGGACAUUAGGAGUCGUGAGAGGGAACAUUAACAGGAAGGGGGAGAUGAUACUGACUCCUCAGGAUGGAUUAUGGACAGUGAUCCUGAGGAAUAAGGAUCAGUAUAAGGCUUGUCCUGGUCCCCCUGUCCUCAUCACACUGAGAGAGAAGGUGGAGGUUGUGGGGGUGUUUGUGGAUUAUGAGGAGGGUCUGGUCUCCUUUUAUGAUGUGAAGUCCAGAUCUCAUAUCUACUCUUUCACUGAUCAGUCUUUCACUGAGAAACUCUAUCCAUACUUCAGCCCUGAUUUAAAUAAUGAAGGUAAAAAUUCAGCACCACUGAUCAUCUCUCCUGUAUUUAAAACCGAAUGAAUUUUCACCAAACAAAAUCAAUCACCUAUUAAAUGUUGAGAAUAAGAAUAAAUAAUCUUAUAUUUUGUGAAUUUUCAAAAUACAUAUUUCCUUUUAAAAUGCUGUACAUAUAAUUUUAAUACCUGGUUUUAAUUGUAAUCCUACAGUCUGUUAUUUAUGAUUAUGUGACAUUAUGAUUGUGGAACUUUGUCAUUACAAAUCACAUAUAAAUAAAGAUCAUUUACAGUUUACUCUGAGUUUUACUGCAGAAUUCACUUUGAUCAAUAAAAUGUAUAAAGUUCAGCUGCUGAUGUCUGUGUAGAUAAAAACAAACAAAACUCUGUUUCUGCUUAAAACUUCAUCAAACACAAACACAAUCAGAUUCAUAUUUUAUUUAGAAAUAAAAAUCUCAGGUUAAAAUCUCUUUAUCAGCACUAAUAAGCAAAUGUCUAAAGUAAUGUACAGCAGAGGGAGCUUCAUUAAUAUUCAUAGUGUAAGUGCUACCUGAUUGGUCAGUGAAAUGAUUCAUAUGUAUGUAACUGUAUGUUUUUAAAUUCUUUUUUAACUGUAUGAUUAUAAAUCUCUCAGCCUUCUUUGUCCAGCAAAACAACAACAUUCCCCUCUGAUAGACAAAGAGUUUUAUACUCAUCACUUUUCCACAUACAUGGUGUAACAAAUCAUUCUUUCAGAAUCAUUCAUUAUUUCCACACAAUGUUUUACUAACAU
Molecule: messenger RNA, 2043 nt
Organism: Tachysurus fulvidraco (yellow catfish)
Lineage: Eukaryota; Metazoa; Chordata; Actinopteri; Siluriformes; Bagridae
Product: E3 ubiquitin-protein ligase TRIM39-like
Exons: 5
Coding region: 454-1338 (294 amino acids)
Molecular function (GO): protein binding
Source: RefSeq, a predicted model, not a curated record